This is a messenger RNA of Gopherus flavomarginatus (Mexican gopher tortoise), 2379 nucleotides long. It is a transcript of the gene IRF2, whose product is annotated as interferon regulatory factor 2. Gene Ontology annotation, cellular component: nucleus. Gene Ontology annotation, biological process: immune system process; regulation of transcription by RNA polymerase II. Gene Ontology annotation, molecular function: DNA-binding transcription factor activity, RNA polymerase II-specific; RNA polymerase II cis-regulatory region sequence-specific DNA binding. The record is from RefSeq and is a predicted model, not a curated record. The coding region runs from base 310 to 1362 and encodes 350 amino acids. The transcript is spliced from 10 exons. Lineage: Eukaryota; Metazoa; Chordata; Testudines; Testudinidae.
GCCACCCCCUUUGCACAAACAGGCCGGGGAGAGGUGGGGGGAAUUUCCAAGCCUCAGCUCCUCGCAGUUUCCUCUCCUUGUUUUGCUUUCGAUCUGGACUCUUCUCAGCCAAAGCUGAGGGAGUAACUUUUAGUUUUGCUCCUGCGAUUAUUCAGCUGAGUGUUUUCAUUUCCAUUUUGCAUCCCCUGGCAACAGCGCUAACCUUGAGGAAUUAUAUAAAUACCGCGAAUAACACAUUAAACAAGGAGAAGAGCAGAUUGAAGAGUUACAGCUAGCACAUCUGUUUUCAAGUAACCUUCAAAGGUAACGAUGCCUGUGGAAAGAAUGCGGAUGCGUCCAUGGCUGGAAGACCAAAUAAAUUCAAACACAAUACCAGGGUUAAAAUGGCUAAAUAAGGAGAAGAAGAUUUUUCAGAUUCCCUGGAUGCAUGCUGCACGACAUGGGUGGGAUGUUGAAAAAGAUGCUCCUUUAUUUAGAAACUGGGCAAUUCACACAGGAAAAUUUCAACCAGGAGUAGAUAAACCUGAUCCAAAGACAUGGAAGGCAAACUUCCGAUGUGCUAUGAACUCCUUGCCUGAUAUAGAAGAAGUCAAAGACAAAAGUAUAAAGAAAGGAAACAAUGCCUUCAGGGUUUACAGGAUGCUACCCUUAUCCGAAAGGCCUUCCAAAAAAGGAAAGAAACCAAAGACUGAGAAGGAUGACAAAUCCAAACAAAUAAAGCAAGAACCAGUUGAGUCAUCUUUUGCAGUGACUAAUGGAAUAACUGAGGUCUCUUCUGACUACUUCCUACCCUCCACUAUAAAAAGUGAAGUUGACAGUACUGUGAACAUUGUAGUUGUAGGACAGCCCCACCUUGAUGGCAGUACUGAGGAGCAGGUGAUAGUUGCCAAUCCUCCUGAUGUUUGCCAAGUAGUAGAGGUGACAACAGAGUGUGAUGAGCAGCCCCUCAGCAUGAGUCAGCUGUACCCUCUGCAGAUCUCCCCAGUCUCUUCCUAUGCAGAAAGUGAAACGACAGACAGCGUUCCCAGUGAUGAAGAAAAUGCAGAGGGUCGGCUUCAGUGGCAAAAGAAAAACAUUGAAGGCAAACAAUAUCUGAGCAAUCUGGGUAUGAGGAACACUUCUCAUAUUCUUCCCAGUAUGGCUACCUUUGUGACUUCCAACAAGCCUGACCUCCAGGUCACCAUCAAAGAAGAAAGCUCCCCACUGCCUUACAACAGCUCCUGGCCCCCCUUCCCAGCUAUCCCUCUCCCACAAGUAGUGUCUUCAGCUUCUGCCAGCAGCAGCAGGCCAGACCAUGAGACACGGGCUAGUGUCAUCAAGAAAACAUCAGACAUCACCCAGUCGAGAGUCAAGAGCUGCUAAGCCUCUGACUGUGUCUCUUUAGUUUUGAGUUGUUUUUAUAUUUUAUGUUUCUCUAGAGGAGGUGCAACUCUGACGCACAUUAGACAAAUCUAAGAGUGAGCCUUGACAAUAUAGAACAUUGUGUGUCCGACUCCAGUACUGGAGCUUUUUAACUCAGGACUCCAGCCAUCAGUAUGUGUACCUGAAACCAGAUGGAUUUCCACAGUUACUGCAUAGGAAAAACAGAACUUUGGCCCACUUAUAUAAGUUCCAGUACUUCAUAAGAGGACCAACCACCACAAGGGAAGUGGUGUUGCUGCACUUCUUGCAGUCAAGGCUGUGAUGGAACUGAAAGCCUCAGAAUGGAAGAGAAAAUGUGAACUAGCUGGAAUUUUUUUUUAAAUAAAAAAAUCUAUUGUGAAUAUGUACAUAGUGCAGUACUAGCAACGUUGCAGUCUGCUUCUGCACCUUAUUAAAAAGCACUUACGAAAAGGCCUUUUAUUACCUUGCUCUAAUUAAUGGCACAUUCAAAGCUCCCUCCCAUCUUUAUUCUUUUCCCAGGCUAGUCUUGCUAACAAGUCUUGAGAAGUAGGGAAAGAAAAGGAAGGUAAACCUUCCUAUAUGGAUUUCACACAUUGUAAGACUGCUUUUCUCGUGUUUGUUUCUAAUCUGCUAUGCUUGAAUGCCGCGUGGUACAAUAGGAAGAAAAAUAUUACAGAGAUAUUAUGCAAAUUCCCAGAUUUCAAGAAGAAAAAAAUACUCUAAUUCUAACCAGAGCAAGCUUUUUUAUUUUUUAUACAGGGGAAUAUUUUAUUCAAAAUAAAAUUCUAAAGUGUAUCUAAUUGUUUUUUUUAAUCUUUUCUACAGCAAAUUUAUAAUUUUAAGAUUCAGUUCUUGGUGGGUUAUCAGCAGUUAUUACAUCCUUGUGGCACAUUUUUUUAAUUUUGUAAAGGUGAAAUAGCUUUUAUGAGCUCAUGUAGCAAUCAAAUUAUCCUGUGGAUUGAUAAUAAAUAUGAUAUAGAGUUAAAUUUUUAAUAA